Hyla sarda is the source of this 1760-nucleotide messenger RNA. Its product is annotated as cornifelin homolog B-like. The coding region runs from base 1014 to 1487 and encodes 157 amino acids. The record is from RefSeq and is a predicted model, not a curated record. Lineage: Eukaryota; Metazoa; Chordata; Amphibia; Anura; Hylidae. The transcript has 5 exons.
UGUAUAGUGGUGAUGUAUAGAGGAGGAGGAGGAGUCACACCCGUGUAUAGUGGUGAAGUAUAGAGGAGGAGUCACACCUGUGUAUAGUGAUGUCUCUUAUAGAAGAUAUCUGAUAGAAGUUUAUUGGCAGACGCCCCCCGGGCCCCUCUAUACAGUCAGAGCUCACACAGGUUAUGGGAUAUCAGGUCCAUAUCACACAUCUCAGACAUGGCCCCGUGUAUAUGGAUCCAUCUCUGCCAUUCAUAUAAGGGGUCCGACCUCCAGGACCCUCGUCUCUAUACAGGAGCCCUUCAGUAUUUUUCCAGGUGGGUACUGCUCUUCAGUCCUACUCACUUGAUGGGUCUGGGCUGUAGUAUCGGUUCUAGUUGCCCGUAUAGCUGAGCCGCUGCCGCAGUGUACUAAAUGAAGGGGAUGGGUAGACCCACAGAACAUUGGGGGCCUAUCCUAAAAAAACUAAAGUCCUGAUAUACUCCCUUUAUAAGUGGAGCAUGAAUGCAUUAGUUCUUUGUGGUCUUUGGACCGUUUGGGUUCUAUACCCUGUGGUUGGUUGUAUCAUUGGUGGUCAGGUAGGUCAUUGGGCAGACGGUCCACGUAUUUCAGGAUGUUGGUUUUCUUUACUAGUUUUCAUUUCACAAGAUGAAACCGAUGUCGUGUGAGGGUUUCUGACCGCGCCCUUCACCUCUCAACCCAUGGUUUGAUGGUUGCUCAGAAUUAUCCGCACGCCUGACCUGGAGUCUCCAUACCAACCCAAAACAGAACGCGAGUCCUGACCCCCCAUGAUUGUCAGGCGUCCGUUGCCCAUCAUCACGUCUCCAAACGCUUUUGUUAUGGACAAUAGAAUAACUUUGUAAGUCAACAAUGUAAGUUGACUGGUUGCAGGGAGGAUUCCCGUAUCACACUAUGACUGCCUCCUCUACAACAAAUAAACUGGUCCGACCGGGUUCACACACAAAAAGCUUCAGUCCUAACGGGUCCCGGCAGUGAGUGGAGAGAGAGCAACAGGAGCAGAAACCAUGCAGCCCGUCUCCGUGCAGCCGGUUCAGGUCGGCCAAGCUAUGUCCAUCAACUUCGUGAAUACAAAUGAGUGGAGUUCGGGGGUCUGUGACUGUUGUCAGGACAUGGGCAUAUGCUGCUGCGCCUUCUGGUGUCUGCCAUGUUUCCAGUGUAAGACGGUCAGUGAUUUUGGAGAAUGUCUUUGCCUCCCCCUUCUGGACCCCGGAUGUCUUGGAUACUUUGGAACUACUCUAGCUUGCCCCCCGAUCUCACUGGCCAUGCGAGCUGCUGUCCGGGAACGAUAUCGUAUUAAGGGCGCCAUCUGCGAUGACUGCUGUAUGCUCUACUGCUGCUUCUCCUGCAGCUGGUGCCAGAUGGCUCGCGAGAUCAAGAAGAAGAAGCAGCCGGUCACCUUCAUGACAGCCCAGACGACUACUAUGGUGGGGCCAGGACAUCCUCAACCCUACCAAGCAUAUCCUCCUCCAACCUACUAGGCCCAAGUAGUCCAUCCACCAGGAGGAGCACCUUGUUGAGAUCCUGAAGAGACACCAUUGUGGAGGAGAUUUCUAGAGUAGCGAGUGCACGUGCCGUAUAGAACCCAACCAAUAAAUGUCUAUGGACAGGGAUCAGCAGUCACGAAGAGCAGUUUCAUCUACUAUUGAGGUCUACCCUCCGAAGAUCCCACUACAGACCACAACCAUGACCCAGAGAUUGGGGCUUCCUCCCUAUAAACAAUCAUCUUGUAAGAUUCUUCAUCAAUAAACCAA